Molecule: messenger RNA, 5150 nt
Organism: Aethina tumida (small hive beetle)
Lineage: Eukaryota; Metazoa; Arthropoda; Insecta; Coleoptera; Nitidulidae
Gene: Helz
Product: probable helicase with zinc finger domain
Exons: 6
Coding region: 161-4624 (1487 amino acids)
Biological process (GO): regulatory ncRNA-mediated post-transcriptional gene silencing
Cellular component (GO): cytosol; P granule
Molecular function (GO): helicase activity; metal ion binding
Source: RefSeq, a predicted model, not a curated record
GUAAUUCGGUAAUGUGGUUGGGGAUUCCCGUGAUCUGAACCACAGUAUUGGCAGACCGUCAUGUAAACCGAGUUAGGGACGAAGUGUUUUAAAAAUGUUUGUGACUUGUGCUUGUAAAACUUCAAUUUUUAUUUUUAUUAUCACCCUUUAGUCCCGUCCCAUGUUUCGCCCCAUCAAAAUGGGGCUGCAAGCAAAUGAAUAUUUGAGACGUAAACAUGAUAAUGUGUCGGACGGAAUUUUGGAAAACAAUCGACUUGACGAACAAUACACGGUUGAUUGUUUAUUGAAAAAGUCCGAAUCCCUUUUUGAAUUAACAAACUACCAAGAUGUGAUCAUUGUUUGUAAGAAAAUUAUCGAAAUGCUGUCAGACAAAGUUCAUGAUGUUAAAGGAUUUUUGGCACGAAAGAGGCUGUUGCAUGCUUUAUUUUUGAUUAAAAACACUUCAGAAGCGGAAUUGGUUGUGAACGAUUGGCUGAUAUUAAUAAACGGUAAUGACCAAUUAAAGGAACUAGAAUGCAUACUUAAAAAAAUAUUAUCAACUUUAGGCCUUGUACAGAGUAAACCUAAUCAAAAGGAUUUAUUCCACUCUUUAGAACAAAUCAUUGAGACUAGCAUGCGCACUGCAAUUCAAAUACAACCAAAGAUGGAGAGACCUGGGUCGACCUUCCCAUGCAUUUACUGCAACGUGUCGUUCAACGACAAAUUAGAAUUACGGGCCCAUUGUCAAACCGAAACGCACGAAAUGAUGAUCAUGUCGGACGAAGGUCACGACUGGCAUUGGAGGGCGCCGCCUCGUGGCGCCAAGAGCGACAACUACGUCCUUUGCGAGAGCUUCCGCGAGACCGGAAACUGUAGAUACGGAUACCAAUGUGUGGAGGCGCACGGCAUUGAUGAACUCGAGGAGUGGAAGCAGCGCUUCAAAUACAGAGAGAUGAAGCUGCAAAGGGCCAAGGAUAAAGAGCUGUUUGGUAAAUCGUACACUGAAGAGUUCUUGGAGAAACUGAUAAAGACUGCCAAUCCUAGCCGGCUGAUGAGGGAAACAUUGGAGGAAGUGGAGUUUUCCUCCACCAUGCCCUUGACUUCGACGGUUUCUUCGAAAAACAGUCAACACGAAUGGACGUUGUUCAUCCACACUAAAAGACCUCUUAGGGCUGUCGCUCUGUUACAAGACACUCAUAGAAAUCACUAUUACAUCUCCAACAUCAUCAUCAAAACCGCAGAAAUCGACAUAAAAAACGACCAGGAAUGGUUGUCCCCCAUUCAGAUGGCGGACGAAUACAAGUUUGCCAUUGACUACAAGAUCAAAGUCGUUUUUAAAACUGACAUUUUCGGCACCUUCCGCCAAUCGAUUGUGUUCGACUUCUAUACGGAACCGGUUCUGGUAAAACAUUUAUGCGUUGAUGUGAUUCCCGACACGGAAAUCGAGAAGAUUAACGAAAUUCGGAAGGAGGUUUCAAUCUCGACCGAACGGUGGACGCCGCAGAACAGUAACAUCCUCACCUUUUGCUCGCAAUUGGUUGGGGGAAGUGCCCAUGAAGAAUGGGAAGAGGGGUUGAAGUCCUUGUAUCCUUGUCCCCAAUCGGAAACAUUCUACCUAUCAAACUCAACGGUUAAUGAUAAGUUUACCAAAAACAAUUAUAGGGAACGCAUGCACCAGUUGUUGUAUGUCGAGGAAAUGGCGAGGUAUGAGUUAAUCGCACAGUACAACUUGACGACAAAGUUGAGAGUUACCCACAGUUACAUAUUAUCGCCAAAUAGUAUGGCUGCCAGUACCGCUAAAUAUUCCAGUAAUGGGGAACUGUUCGCCUCUUUAUCAUUGGGAAAACAACUUUCGGAGGACACUUCCGAAGGCCGGCUCAUUCUUAUGCACUGCACCAUGGUGCUGUUAAGUCCAUCCCACGCCGAAUUCAGCGACAAACGAGAGGUGUAUGAAGCAUUAAUUGAAGACAAGGGAAAGACAACCAUUUAUCUAAGACUGUCAUCGGAGACCGUAAAACACUUAGAGUUGACUCCCGAUACUGAACUCGAAGCUCACAUACAAUUCCAACUCAACCGGAUACCGUAUUGUCAAUGGCACUUCGUCCUCGAUAAAAUGUGUAGUUUUAAGAUGAUUUUCCCGGAAACUUACAUUGAACCAACCAUACCUUGGUCCCCUUCAAGGCAGUGGUCCGGUUCUAUGGACUCAAGAUUGAAUGGCAAGCAAAAGGAGGCCAUUAUGGCCAUCACAACACCUCUACAAAUCGUCCUGCCGCCAAUUUUGGUAAUAGGGCCCUUUGGAACUGGAAAAACGUUCACACUCGCUCAAGCCAUUAAAGAGUUAAUCAAAGAACCGGGGAAUAGAAUUUUGCUUUGCACACACUCGAAUAGUGCGGCUGAUCUUUAUAUUAAAGAUUAUCUGCAUCCUUUAGUGGAAGGGGGCGACGAAAAUGCCCGACCCUUAAGAAUUUAUUACGAAAAGCGUUGGGUUACCACAGUGAGCAACAUCGUCCAAAAGUAUUGUUGCAUAAAAACAAACGCCGGCCUGAGAAGCUUCCAAAUACCUACAUUGGAGGACAUAAAGCGUCACAAAAUCAUAGUCGCAACCUUGUCAACGUCCGUGUUCCUCUCAGCUUUGGGUUUACCCCAGGGACACUUCACGCACAUCCUCGUGGACGAAGCGGCUCAGGCCAUCGAAUGUGAAACAGUUAUUCCUUUGGCUCUAGCCAAUGACCAUACUCGAAUCGUGUUAGCUGGCGAUCAUAUGCAGUUGGGUCCGGAUAUUUUCUCCGACUUUGCCCGAGGACGAAACAUGCACAUAUCAUUGUUGGAACGUCUGUACGAUCACUACCCUCCAAAGUUUCCGUGUAAGAUCUUGUUGUGUCAGAAUUACAGGGCACAUGAGAGCAUCAUCCAGUUCACGUCCGAGUCGUUUUACGACCAGAAACUGGUGUCGAGCAGUAAACAACCAGCACACAGCAAAUUUUUCCCGUUGACGUUCUUUACGACCAGAGGGGAAGAUGUUCAAGACAAGAAUUCUACUGCAUUUUACAACAAUUCUGAAGUCUAUGAGGUGGUCGAGCGGGUGUUGGAGUUGAAGAGAUCCUGGCCGCCGGAAUGGGGGAAUUUAAAUGAUCAGUCCAUUGGCGUCGUUACUCCAUACGCAGAUCAAGUAUUUAGGAUUAGGAGUGAAUUGCGGAAGAAACGGAUUGACAAUGUAUGCGUUGAAAGGGUACUAAACGUCCAAGGUAAACAAUUUAGGUCUAUAAUUUUGUCUACAGUUAGAACAAGGGGUACAUGUACAAAUGAUUCGAAUAAUAAUGUUGAUUAUGGAUUUUUAUCCAACUUAAAAUUAUUAAACACUGCAAUUACUAGAGCACAAAGUUUAGUGGCGGUGGUUGGAGACCCAAUAGCAUUAUGUUCAGUGGGUAGGUGUAGUAAAGUAUGGGAGAGGUUCAUUGAAAUUUGCACGGAAAAUAAAAGUCUCUUCGGAAUUACAUGGUCGCAGUUAAAGCUCCAAUUGGACGGAAUCGAAUUAAAGAAAAUUUAUACGCUAAAUCCUCUCGCACCAGAAUUUUAUCCAAGGUCAUACCCCACACACAAGGUAGAACCAGUUAUAAGACCCACAAUGUCUAAAAUAAUUCCUGCAGUGCAUUCGCCAUUUUUGCCGGAGUAUAGAUUUUACCCUCCUAUUAUGUUUUCUGGUGCCCCACCGACUGCAAUUAAAAUACCUCAACCUCCAGUUCCUCCAAUUUAUUACAACAUGCGUCCCCCUCCCGUUCCGAAUCUGAUGCCCUCUCCUGGAUUUAAUCCACCGGUGAGGAUGAUGAAUCCUCACCAUGAACUCGGUCCUCCAAGGCCUCUUCCCCCUCCUUUAAAUCCGAUGAUUAAUCCAGCCGUGCCCAUUAAUAUGGCAAAAGCUAUGCCCCUCCAUCCACCACCACAACAAUCACCUAUCACCAACAACAAUUGUGCACCACCCAAACCCAUUCCUCCUAUUCCUCAGUCAAUACCAAUCCAACAACCGACUUCGUCGAGCAACAAACUCAUUCAAUUUAUGAGCAACGUGCAUUUCCCAGAAGCCCAAGUCCUGAGCGACUGCAUCAAUUUGCUGCCCCAAAACAUGUCGCUUGCGGACAUGCUGCUACAGCCGCCCAAUUUACAAGAACAGUGGUACAAGUACCUGAGAGAAUCCUCUGGGCUCGAGGCCGCCGAAAAGUUCAAAUACCUGCUGCAAACCACCAACCAGAAGGGCACGAGGGUGUCGGACAAAAACAUAUUCGAACGGGCCACUCCACAACCGUGCGACUCGCCGACCUUCAAUUGGUACGACAGUCCCACAAAUCAGAUAAACUUCAACAAACCCGUGUAUAUGAGGGAAAACCUCCCGAAUGGUACUAACGCGACUGCUGGUCGGACUGACAGAAAUAAACCGGCAGGUGCGAACAAUAACGUUCCUCAACCCGUUAACUUCAAUCCUCCCGUAAAUCAGGCCGACGUUCAAAGAAGGGUGAACGAGGAGUUCGCCAAUUUGAGAAUUAAUAACGAACACGUGGACGCAUUUACUCCUUUCCACAACAAUGAACGUCACGACAACGUUAGUACUAACCACCAGGUGGCACCUAGGUUUUAUAAAUAUUUUAAUUAACUUUAUAUGAUUGUGUAAAUAUUGCCCAGAAGUAUUAUUAUGAUUUAAGUUCUUUAUUUUCGUUGAUAUGUUUUUUAAUUUUUUAAAUUUUAAAAAUCUCUUUUAAUUUAUUAUUUUUUAUAUGUAAAUUGUUACAUAAUUUAUAUAGAUUUCCAAAUGAAAUAAAUAUUUGAUAAUAUAAAAUGUGUGUGAGUUUUGAACGUGAAUCAAUGUUUCCUGGAAUCUCUCACUUUAUCAUCAUUUAGUAUAGUCAUUUUAUAAUAAAUGUGAUAUAAUUGUACUCUUAAUACUCACGUUUAAACCGUAUACAUUUCUAUAUAGGAUCAAAUAUUUGAGGAUAUAGAUGUUUAUUUGUUCUUUCCACUCCAGUUUCUCCAAUAUUUUUAUUAGAUGUUAAAUCUUAAUGUGCAUAAUUGUAAAUAUUGUGAGAAUGUUACUGUAGUUAGGUUUUAGUUAUUUACGUUUUGUACUGUAUACAUUUAUAUACAUCUUAUGAUAUAAUUAAAAAUAUAAGAUGUUUCUGUAU